AUGGGACAUUCACAGUCCCGUCAGCAGCCGAGUGGGUCAGAUGAGGCUGCCGACGAGCAUGCUGGCCCGUCUCGAAGCUACGCACAUGAUGACCACCCCCCCUCACAGACCAACGAUGCGGCCAAUGGAGCAGGCAGUCGGCGCAAGAGGCGGCGUCGAGAUUCUGCGUCCUGGACCCAGUCUUCAGCCGAGCACGCUUCACAGCGACGAAGGACGUCACCUCGUCUUGCCUCUGCCCCUCCGGCCGCCAACGACACUCCUGCUACCAACCCAGAGUCGCAUCAACCCUCGACUCAAACCACAGGCGAUGCGAUGGACAUCGAUGCAAGCGAAGCACAAUCCAGCAUCGCAGCACCACCGGUCAGCAGUGAUACUCCCGUUCGCCAAGUGCAACCGCCACCCUCGGACCUGCAGCAGAGGUUCGCUGUUGUUCAGUCGCAAGGUGAUACCUCACCGCGUGUGGGAGACGGAUCAACACCUCCUCCGCACCUAGAUCCCCUUCGUGAUGAGCGGGAACGCGCCCGAAGACGCAUUCUCGAGACGCUUGGCGCCGCUCCUCCAAGUGCCGCGUCGGCUCCGUCAUCAAGCGGUAACAGCACGGCUGCGCCCGCCUCAAGCUCAGCAGCCCCACUCGCAACCAAUGCAUCUGCCUCUCCCAGUCCAGCCUCGGCUUCCGCCACUAUCGCCGCUCUGCUAGGAGCUGUGGCAACCAGCACCUCUCCUUCCCAAGCCAACAACCGUGCCGCAGCUCCUGCACCACCAGACGCCGCUCUUCCAACGGCAACUACCACGCCUCAGACCAGCCCUCCACAGCAGCAGCGUCCCCAAACCGCUCGACCUCAUGCGUUCCGUGUCCCAUUGCAGCCGGAAAUGAUCAGCGGGACCUCGAUGGUGGUGCAAGGCGCUUUGGUGGCCCGCACGGUGGCCAAUCGAGCCAACUCGCCUAAUCCUGCCAUGCCAGCAAGACCAAGUCAGCCCAAUACCGCUCAAGGUGUUAGCAGCUCUGCGUCCAGCCCGACGCCUUUGCAGCCAGAGACUGUCGAUCGUACUUCGACCGGUGGCCAGAAUCAUUUUGGCGUACCUGGCGCCACUCUUGAAGGUGACAACCUGCGUGGCGCCGUGACACUCGAAGAACAGGCGGUCAUGCUCAGCCGCAUCCUCGGCAUCGCAGCCGCAGCCACGGCAGCUUCUCUGCUCAACACUGCCGAUGCUCAGCAGGUGGAUCCUUCUUUGCUUCAAACCAGCCUUCGACGUCCCUUUGAACGCAUGAACCAACAAACAGGCGACGGUAACGAUCGCUGGCUUGCCGACUGGCAACGCGGUGGCAGCAACCAGCCAUCAUCUUCUGGCAGCUCAUCAGGAGCGCAGCUCGGUACUUCAACCACGUCGGAUUCUGGCAACGGUCUGCGAGGUCGGCUCGCUGCGCUGUCUCGUCGCGUGCAGAGCGCAUCGAGCAGCUCUGGCCUACCCAGCGCUCGACAAGAGGACGGGUCUGCUUCCAGUGACUCGAGCAGUGCGACCGCUGGGUCAUCCGCAACACCGACUGCUGGCUCGGCAAGCACUGCCCGUCCACCCGGCGGCACUUCCGAAGGCAGCCAAGCAUCCAGGCAGCAAGAAAUCAUCGCGCAUCUCCUCAGUGCCGCAGAGCGGGAGGCGACAUCCCAACGUCUGACGCGUCUGCGAUCGGCAGAUCAGCCGACGACUUCUACAGCGGCUGUAUCCAGUGACACGACUCGCUCUACCAGUUUCAGCGCGUCUCGACCUCUUGCCAACCGUCCACAGCAGGACCCGCCGCGCAGCACUCUUUCUCGACUCGUUCGAUCCACCAUCGGAUCCCUCAUGCGUCCCAGCCGUCUGCUUUCCGGUCGAAGUGCACAGACAGACGACACCCAGUCGUCCGGCGCACAGCGAGAAGGGUGGAGCAGAGGAUCAGCUGGAUCUGGUGGCUCAGGCAGACGGACGAUCCCGACGUCGGACUUCUCCCUAGGUCCCAACGACGUCGCCGGUUCUUUGCGGCAAGUGCGCAAUGGAAUCCUGCCUGACGGCGUUCCAGGUAGCUUUGGCAGCUUCUUGAACCACUUGGUCAACGAUCUCAUGGCGGCGGUUCAGCUUAUGCAGCCCUCGAGCGGGGAGGCGCCCGAGCAACCUGGAUCGCAGCCGUCCCAGACGACCAAUUACUUUGAGCAUGCCACGCAGAGCGAAUCGACUUCGGGAGCUGAGGUGCUCGAUGGCGAGGCUUCUGCUGCUCCUUCCUCGACUGCACAGCCAGCGCAGGCCGCAGCCACGGCAUCGAUUCAUGACGCUCGCAGCGACGCUCAGUCUGGUACAGGCGAAGGAAGCAUCGAGGCCCAGGCAGCCCGCCAACGAGACUUCCAGAAUGGCAACCUGUCCUUCUUCCGGCUCUUCCGCUUUGAUCCUAUCGCGCCCUCGCAGCUGGUGCCAUGCAUUGUCGUUGGCGUGCGCAGCCUCAACGUGACCGAGCGCUUCGGCGAAGAGAUGACUGGCGCUCAGGCACCUGGCCCUGGGCGUGACUUCAACGGGUCGCGCCAACAAACCUCGCGACCCACGACACUUGGACGCUCAGGGCCCACAGCUCCACCGCUACGUCAGCGAGCUUCGUCAGAGGGUGCUCCCGCGUCGGCGCCUCCCGCUGGAGAAACGACGGGAACAAACGAAGAAGAGCUCCCAGCAUCGCGCUUCAUGCUGUUCGUCUCCGGCGGCCGCUAUCCCCCAAAUCACCCGUUGCUCACCUCGAACCCGACGACGGCGGGUCGAGAUCUGAUGAUCCUGAUGGAUCUGCUGAGCACGAUGCAGGCCAUGCAGCACAAGCCUGCUACCGUGACGCAACAGGAGAUCGACGCCAGCGAGCUCAAGAAGAUCAAGGGCUCCGAGGUAGCUGCCAUGGUGCGCGACGGCAAGAUCACAGAGAACAUGCUCGAGCGCUGCCUGGUCUGUCUCGAGGAGUGGGGCGACGAUGAUACGUGCCGUCUGCUUGCUUGCCGACACGCCUUCCACACGGGAUGCGUGGAUCGAUGGAUGACCUCGUCGUCCAACACGUGCCCCAUGUGCCGACGCCAGGGUGUCAGCAAGGACGGCCGACAGGCAGGUGCUGAGACGGCUGACUCUCAGCGAGCGGCACAGGCCUGA
Molecule: messenger RNA, 3147 nt
Organism: Kalmanozyma brasiliensis GHG001
Lineage: Eukaryota; Fungi; Basidiomycota; Ustilaginomycetes; Ustilaginales
Product: Zinc finger, RING-type
Exons: 1
Coding region: 1-3147 (1048 amino acids)
Source: RefSeq, a predicted model, not a curated record